Messenger RNA from Equus quagga, 2386 nucleotides. Its product is annotated as olfactory receptor 1I1. The transcript has a single exon. Gene Ontology annotation, cellular component: membrane. The record is from RefSeq and is a predicted model, not a curated record. Bases 1445 to 2386 code for a protein of 313 amino acids. Gene Ontology annotation, molecular function: G protein-coupled receptor activity; olfactory receptor activity. Gene Ontology annotation, biological process: G protein-coupled receptor signaling pathway. NCBI's taxonomy places the organism in Eukaryota, Metazoa, Chordata, Mammalia, Perissodactyla, Equidae.
GUCUGUCUAGAACAUAAGAAAACACAAAUUUUUUUGUCCCACAAAGCUACUGCUGACGGCAAAAAAUACCUCCAAAAUACCAUUAGCUUUAAAGCUCCACGUGUUUUCCUUUUAUUACCGUGAACACUCUCUUUAAAAAUUCCACUUAAGCAGCUUUCUGGGUUCAUCCAUGGCUUCUAUCUCCCCUGAAGAUAUACUGAUUGCUGUCCUGGCAUGCUGAGUGCUCAUGGCCAGACGGCUACUCACCUGCUCGCCGAAGCAUUUCUGCUCUCAUCAGUUGAGUUGAGUUGUUUGAAGUCAUCCCAAGCCUGACAGAGUUGCUGCUGCAAUUGUAUCACUCAACUGAAUGCUAGGUAAAUGAAAGAACCACAGGAGAAAGAAGGAGGGAAGGAAGGAAGGAUGGACAGAAUGAAAGCAGGAAGGAAGAAGGGGAGAGAGAGGGAAGAGGAAAUGUGGUUUUGUGAAAUCCAAACUGAAUGUUUUGGAAAGGCUUAAUAAAAAGGAAUCACUAAAAAAGAAAUUGCCAUCAAAUUAGAUGUGAGCAAGAUAACUAAACACAAUUUGGGUGUAAAUUUGUAAAACUCUGAAAGGAUUCUGCAACAGAUUGUUUUGCAAGGAUCCCUAGUUUCUUGUUCCACCGUAAUGAAACAAACUGGAGCAUAGAUAGAAGCCAAGAUAGGCUGAGGCAAGAACGUUGAUACAGAUCCGCCACCAAUGCUCAGAGAAGAGACCUUGCUCCCCAUCAAAGCCCACUGAAUAAAUUUACAUACUUAAGUUAAGACGUGGAAGGCAAGUUUGUGCACAUUUACGUUCCCACCCUUUGCAAGCUUUUCCAACACUGGUCCUCAUCAUGACAAAAGAGAGUGUCUACUGUAGUGGUCAUGUGGUAGCAGGUCAUAAAGUGCCCCCAAGUAAAUUUGGGGUUCACUGGAAGCAGAGAAGGAGUGCUAUUCGUCUUCACAUCCCUAGUCUUUAACACAAAAUUGAUGCUAAAAUUAUAUCUUGUUGAUGCAGGGAUGAAAGGGAGGGAGGAGAGAAGAGAGAGAAAGAUAAUGGGAAAGGGAGAAAGGAGGAUGGUCAGGUUUCGUUUUAUCACGCCAGGUUUCGGCUUAGGUUUGAUUCCGCUCAAUUUUGUUUCUAUGAAGCUUUGCAUCGCCACUGAAGAGAAAUAACGAUGUUUAUUAAUAAUAUUCAACUUACGUCUAAACAACCAAGUUAGGCCUUUGACACACAGAGUAUCUCAGGCAAGGAUGGUUUCAUUUAGAGAAAGAGAAAUCUACUGAAGAGAGUGUGACACAAAGAGAUUUGCUGUAAGGAUCCCGUGGAUUUACACAGACCCCUACCGACCUCAGUGGCGAGCUGGGACCAGAACUCCGUCUCCAACUCCCAGCUCGAUGUUGCUUCCCUCUCCCCUUCUUUCUUUUGUAGUAGACACAGGCUGUCCAUGGAACCAGAAAACCAAACAGUAGGCUCAGAAUUCUUCCUCCUGGGACUCACAGAAAAGCCAGAGCAUCAGACUCUCCUCUUUGGGCUGUUCCUGUCCAUGUAUCUGGUCACCGUCUUUGGAAACCUGCUCAUCAUCCUGGCCAUCAUCACAGACUCCCAUCUCCACACACCCAUGUACUUCUUCCUCUCCAACUUGUCCCUAGUUGACAUCUUCUUCUCUUCUACCACCGUCCCCAAGAUGCUGGUGAACCUCUGGACCCAGAGUCGAGCCAUCCCCUUUGCAGGCUGCCUCACUCAGAUGUAUGCCUUCCACCUGUUUGGGACCAUGGACAGCUUUCUCCUGGCCGUGAUGGCCAUUGACCGAUUCAUAGCCAUAGUCCAACCUCUGCGCUACUCGGUCAUCAUGAGCCCUCGUGUCUGUGUGCUGCUUGUGGGAGGGCCGUGGCUGAUCACCAACUUCCAGUCGCUUGUGCACACCUGCCUCAUGGCUCAACUCACCUUCUGUGGCGGCUCUGAAAUCUCUCACAUCUUCUGUGACCUCAUGCCCCUGCUGAAGCUCUCCUGCUCAGACACACACACCAACGAGCUGGUGAUCUUUGCUUUUGGCAUCAUCAUGGGCAUCAGCCCGCUCUCGUGCAUCCUCUUCUCUUACACCUGCAUUUUCCGAGCGGUCUUCAAGAUCCCUUCUGCUCAGGGCAAGUGGAAAGCAUUCUCCACUUGUGGCUCGCACCUCACUGUGGUGUCACUGUUCUAUGGCACCAUCUUCGCUGUGUACUUGCAGCCCACAUCUGCCGCCUCCUCCCAGAAGAACAAGGCAGCCGCCCUGAUGUGUGGGGUGGUCAUCCCCAUGCUGAACCCCUUUAUCUACAGCCUAAGGAACAAGGACAUGAAAGUGGCCUUGAGGAAGCUUGUCAGCAAAGCAGCCCCUCCUCGGUCCUAG